AUGGGUCUCGUGGAGGAAAUUUAUGGACCACAAAUAGAGGAAGAACAGUCGUCUGCCAGUGUAUACGAGUACCAAAACACCCCGGAGAACCGGUCAUGGGCCGGGGCUCUGCCCGUGAAGCAGGGUCUUUACGACCCUGAGUACGAGAAAGAUGCGUGUGGUGUUGGCUUCGCUGCCCACAUAAAGGGCAAUGCGAGCCACAAGAUCAUCAGCGAUGCACAAAACCUACUAUGCAACAUGACCCAUCGAGGGGCCGUUGGCUCCGACGCCCGAGACGGCGAUGGCGCAGGUGUCAUGACCUCGAUGCCCCACAAAUUCUUCAUCAAGAACUUCGCAAAGGAGACAGGGUUCGAUCUGCCUCCGCAGGGUCAGUACGCUGCAGGAAAUCUCUUUUUCAAACCUGACACAGAGAUCCUUAAGGAGUCCACAACCAAGUUCGAUGACAUCGCGGAAGAUUUGGGCCUGAGGGUGCUCGGGUGGCGAGAGGUACCUCGGGAUUCAAGCUUGCUGGGGCCAGCGGCGCUUUCAAGAGAGCCAUUGAUCCUGCAGCCUUUCGUCGUUUUGAAGUCGGCUUAUGGCAAUGGGAAUGCACCGGAGAUCACGGAUGCUGAAAACUUCGACGAGCUACAUUUCGAGCGUCAGCUCUACGUUCUACGAAAGCGCGCCACCCAUACCAUUGGCCUACACAAUUGGUUCUACCUGUGCUCGCUGAGCAACAAGAACAUCGUGUAUAAGGGCCAGCUGUCACCCGUCCAGGUGUACCAGUACUACCAUGAUUUGGUGUCUGUCGACUAUGAAGGCCACUUUGCCCUGGUGCAUUCGCGAUUUUCGACCAACACAUUCCCCAGCUGGGAUCGGGCUCAGCCACUGCGAUGGGCAGCUCACAACGGUGAAAUUAAUACGCUACGAGGCAACAAGAACUGGAUGAGAGCAAGAGAGGGUGUCAUGAAGUCAGACUUCUUCAAAGACGAGCUGGAUCAAUUAUACCCGAUCGUUGAGGACGGAGGUUCUGAUUCCGCCGCUUUCGAUAAUGUGCUCGAGCUUUUGACCAUCAACGGGGUUCUCUCCCUCCCCGAAGCCAUUAUGAUCAUGAUACCCGAGGCUUGGCAGGACAAUGCUGCGAUGGACCCUGAGAAGGCCGCAUUUUAUGAAUGGGCAGCUUGUUUGAUGGAGCCUUGGGAUGGCCCAGCGCUCUUCACCUUCGCCGAUGGCAGAUACUGCGGUGCAAACCUGGACAGAAAUGGAUUACGACCUUGCAGAUACUAUGUUACGGACGAUGACCGUAUUGUCUGUGCAUCCGAGGUCGGGACGAUUGCUAUUGAACCAGAGAAAAUUGUGCAAAAAGGCCGACUGCAGCCUGGCAAAAUGCUUCUCGUUGAUACUGUAGCAGGUCGCAUCGUAGAUGACGCAGAGCUCAAGCACAAUGUGUCUACUCGACAAGAUUUCAGAUCAUGGCUGCAAAAGGAACUCAUAGAGCUUCCUAGCGUAUACCAGCGUCUUGAUGAGGGGGGCAUGGAUCUUGGGUACAAGCUCAAUGAAACCAAAGUGCAGGAAGAUCCGAUGUUGAAGGCCUUCGGCUACUCAUUUGAACAAGUCAGUCUGCUACUGGGCCCCAUGGCUGCAGACUCGAAGGAAGCGCUGGGCUCAAUGGGCAACGACGCACCUCUCGCAUGUCUCGCGCAACAGCCACGACUUCUUUAUGAGUACUUCCGUCAGCUCUUUGCCCAAGUCACUAAUCCUCCCAUCGAUCCCAUCCGUGAGGCCAUCGUCAUGUCUUUAGAAUGCUACGUUGGUCCUCAAGGCAAUUUGCUCGAGAUGGGCUCAUCCCAGUGCCACCGUCUGAUGCUUCCCUCUCCUGUUCUUUCCAUCCAGAAUUUUAACGCCGUGAAGAACAUUACUACACUGUAUCGCGAGUGGACCGUCAAGUCGAUUGACAUCACGUUCCCCAAGGAGGAGGGCAUCCAGGGCUACAUUGAUGCAUUGGACCGGAUUUGCGAGUCGGUAACGGAAGGAAUCGAGAACAAGGACAGAGUGAUCAUCUUGUCUGAUCGAAACACCAACGCCGAGCGCGUUCCUGUCUCUGCACUUUUGGCUACUGGCAUGGUCCAUCACCAUAUGGUCCGCAACAAGUGGCGAUCCCAGGCAGCUCUCAUCGUUGAGACUGCUGAGGCUCGUGAAGUGCAUCACAUGUGUGUCCUGCUUGGCUACGGUGUCGAUGCUGUCUGUCCCUACUUGGCCAUGGAGUGUAUCCUCAAGAUGAAUCGCGAGGGGCUUAUCAGGAAGAAAUUGUCUGAUGAGCAAAUCAUUGACAACUACAAGUAUUCUUGCGAUGGAGGGAUCCUGAAGGUCAUGAGCAAGAUGGGUAUCUCUACACUGCAAAGCUACAAAGGGGCACAGAUUUUCGAAGCUCUGGGAGUCGAUAACAGUGUGGUUGACCAAUGUUUCACUGGAACAGCUACCCGCAUCAGUGGCAUGACUUUCGAGCUUAUCGCCCAAGAUGCUUUCGCUUUCCACGAGAAGGGCUUCCCAACUCGUGACAUUCACAAUAUUCCUGGUCUGGCGGAAUCCGGCGAAUACCAUUGGCGAGAUGGGGGUGAACCCCACGUCAAUGACCCGGUGGCUAUUGCCAACAUCCAGGAUGCGGUCCGAACAAAGAACGACAAGUCUUAUGAGGCAUAUUCUAUGUCAGAAUAUGAGGCGAUCAAGAACUGCACUCUCCGUGGCAUGCUGGACUUUGACUUUGACCAGAGAGUUUCUAUACCCAUCGAUCAAGUUGAACCAUGGACGGAGAUAGUGCGUCGCUUUGUCACUGGUGCCAUGUCCUACGGCUCAAUCUCCAUGGAGUCCCACUCAACUUUGGCCGUCGCCAUGAACAGACUCGGCGGCAAGUCAAACACUGGUGAAGGCGGUGAAGACCCCGAGCGGAGCCAGAUCCUUGAGAACGGAGAUACCAUGCGCUCUGCUAUCAAGCAGGUCGCCUCUGGCCGAUUUGGUGUGACAUCCAACUAUCUGGCCGAUUCUGAUGAGCUACAAAUCAAGAUGGCUCAGGGCGCUAAGCCCGGUGAGGGUGGCGAAUUGCCAGGCCACAAAGUUUCUGGACCCAUCGCUCGCACAAGACAUUCAACUGCCGGCGUUGGUCUCAUCUCGCCUCCUCCGCAUCACGACAUCUACUCCAUUGAAGAUCUCAAGCAGUUGAUCUACGAUCUCAAAUGCGCCAACCCUCGAGCACGUGUAUCAGUGAAACUGGUCUCUGAAACCGGUGUUGGUAUCGUUGCCUCAGGUGUCGCAAAGGCCAAAGCAGACCACCUGUUGAUUUCUGGACAUGACGGAGGAACUGGUGCCUCUCGAUGGACUGGUAUCAAGUACGCCGGUCUGCCAUGGGAGCUUGGCCUUGCGGAGACUCACCAGACUCUGGUGCUCAACGAUCUCCGAGGGCGUAUCAUUGUACAGACUGAUGGUCAGCUACGUACAGGCCGAGAUGUCGCAAUUGCAUGUUUGUUGGGCGCUGAAGAGUUUGGAUUUGCUACCGCUCCUCUCAUUGCCAUGGGGUGUAUUAUGAUGAGGAAAUGCCACCUGAACACAUGCCCUGUCGGCAUUGCGUCUCAGGACAAAGCACUUCGUGCCAAAUUUCAAGGCACGCCCGAGCAUGUCAUCAACUUCUUCUACUACGUCUCUAACGAGCUCCGAGCCAUCAUGGCUAAGCUUGGCUUCCGCAACGUCAAUGAAAUGGUUGGCCACGUUGAGACCCUGAAGAUGCGCGAAGACCUCCGUACACCCAAGACCGAAAACCUGGACUUUGGCCUCAUCCUUACCCCAGCCCAUCAACUGCGACCCGGUGUUGCGACUUAUAACGUGCGAAAGCAAGACCAUAAGCUACACGUCAGACUCGAUAACAAGCUCAUCUUUGAAUCCGAGCUGGCUCUCGAGAAAGGCCGACCCUGCCGUAUUGAGUGUGACAUUGUCAACACUGAUCGGGCAUUGGGCGCGACACUGUCUUACCAGAUCAGCAGACGAUAUGGUGAAGCGGGUCUUCCUCAAGACACCAUCCAUGCGAACAUCAAGGGCUCAGCUGGUCAAUCUUUCGGUGCCUUCCUAGCCCCUGGUGUCACUCUAGAAUUGGAAGGUGACUCCAACGACUAUGUUGGCAAAGGUCUUUCUGGCGGUCGUCUGAUCAUCUACCCACCUCGAUCUGCAGUCUUCAAGGCUGAAGAGAACGUCUUGAUUGGAAACGUUUGCUUGUACGGUGCGACAGGCGGGACUUGCUACUUCCGUGGUAUGGCAGCCGAGCGCUUCGCAGUCCGGAAUUCGGGCGCCACUGCCGUCGUGGAGGGCGUUGGUGAUCAUGGAUGUGAGUAUAUGACUGGUGGACGUGUUCUGAUCUUGGGCGGCACCGGUCGCAACUUCGCUGCCGGUAUGUCUGGCGGUAUUGCAUAUGUUCUUGACAUGAACCAGGACUUCGAAUCCAAGGUCAACACUGAGAUGGUCGAGAUCUCCAGUAUUGAAGAUCCAUCUGAAAUUGCUUUUGUCCGUGGCUUGAUCGAAGAUCAUCAUCACUAUACUGGCUCUGAGCUUGCUGCUCGUGUCCUGUUGGACUUCAACCGCGCUUUGUCAAGGUUCAUCAAGGUCUUGCCCACGGACUACAAGCGUGUCAUGGCUGAAGAGGCUGCCAAGGCAGAGGCUGCAAAGAAGGCGGAAUACCCAUUGCCUAUAUUGCCAGGCAACGCGGUACGGUCCAACCACGAGGAAUCGAGGAAAAAGAUGCACGAGAAAGAAGCUCACGAGAAAAAGAAGGAUAUGCUCGAUAUUGAGGAGAGUGUGGGUGACAACAAGGCAGAGAAGAAGAGAUCUGCGCUGGUUUUGGAUAAGACUAAGGGUUUCAUGAAGUACCAGAGGCGAAGCGAGAAGUACAGGAAGCCAGAGACUAGGACCCGUGACUGGAAAGAGCUUUCUUCUCGCCUGGAUGAAGACGGCUUGAAGUACCAGGCAGCUCGAUGCAUGGACUGUGGCGUUCCUUUUUGUCAGUCUGAUACUGGUUGCCCAAUCUCCAAUAUCAUCCCUAAGUGGAACGAGCUCGUUUUCCAGAACCAAUGGCAAGAUGCUCUCAACCGCCUCCUGAUGACCAACAACUUCCCUGAGUUCACAGGCCGUGUCUGCCCCGCUCCUUGCGAAGGUGCUUGCGUUCUUGGUAUCAAUGAGGAUCCUGUUGGUAUCAAGUCCAUCGAAUGCGCCAUCAUCGACCGAGGAUUCGAUAUGGGUUGGAUGAUACCAAACCCUCCUCAAAAUCGCACUGGCAAGACCGUUGCCGUCAUUGGCUCUGGCCCAUCUGGCCUCGCAGCCGCAGACCAGCUCAACAGAGCGGGCCACACCGUCACAGUCUACGAGCGCUCUGACCGCGUUGGUGGGCUACUCAUGUACGGUAUCCCCAACAUGAAGCUGGACAAGACCAUCGUUCAGCGCCGUGUCGACUUCAUGGCCGAAGAGGGCAUCAACUUCGUCACCAGCUGCUCCGUCGGGCCUGACAGCGAAGUCAGCCUGCAAUCUCUACGCGAGGAGAACAAUGCUGUCGUCAUUGCUACCGGCGCCACUGUCGCUCGUGAUCUCAAGAUUCCCAACAGAGAGCUUGAGGGUAUCCAUUUCGCAAUGCAGUUCCUCCAUCGUAACACCAAAUCCCUUCUCGACUCCGGGCUCUCGGAUGGCGAAUACAUCUCCGCCAAAGACAAAGAUGUUAUAGUCAUUGGCGGUGGUGACACCGGUAAUGACUGCAUUGGCACUUCGGUCCGCCAUGGCGCUAAAUCGGUCACAAACUUCGAGCUUCUACCUCAGCCACCAGCUGAGCGUGCUCGCGACAACCCGUGGCCCCAGUGGCCGAGGAUCUAUCGUGUCGACUACGGUCACACGGAGGUCAAGACGCAUAUGGGUAAGGAUCCGCGCGAGUAUUGUGUCAUGUCCAAGGAAUUCGUUGGUGACGAUGAGGGACAUGUUUCUGGUAUCAACAUCCAUCGUGUUGAGUGGACGAAGAGUGUCUCUGGCGGCUGGGACAUGAAGACUGUUGAGGGUAGCGAGCAAUUCUUCCCAGCGCAACUGGUUUUGCUCUCCAUGGGGUUCCUUGGUCCCGAGGACCGCCUUCUAGGCACGGAGAUCGAGAAGGAUGCUCGCAAGAAUGUCAAAACACCUCCUGGGCAGUACAACACAAACCUAGGUGGCGUCUUUGCCGCUGGUGACUGCCGCCGUGGGCAAUCGCUCAUUGUCUGGGGCAUCAACGAAGGUCGCCAAGCUGCCCGUGACGUCGAUACCUACCUCAUGGGCGUUGGCACUCAGCUUCCCAAGACCGGCGGUAUCGUCCAGCGUGCUCCGUAUGAGAUCAUUGGCAAGCCAGAGCAGAUGAAGGCACAGGCCGUGGGUGCCUAA
Messenger RNA from Letharia columbiana, 6408 nucleotides. RefSeq lists its product as uncharacterized. The record is from RefSeq and is a predicted model, not a curated record. The transcript has 6 exons. The coding region runs from base 1 to 6408 and encodes 2135 amino acids. NCBI's taxonomy places the organism in Eukaryota, Fungi, Ascomycota, Lecanoromycetes, Lecanorales, Parmeliaceae. Gene Ontology annotation, molecular function: glutamate synthase (NADH) activity; iron ion binding; flavin adenine dinucleotide binding.